Nomia melanderi (Alkali bee) is the source of this 3687-nucleotide messenger RNA. Lineage: Eukaryota; Metazoa; Arthropoda; Insecta; Hymenoptera; Halictidae. The record is from RefSeq and is a predicted model, not a curated record.
GUCGAAUAACGAAUAAAGCUGUUUAUACACCGUAGAGCAGAGUUGAUCAUUCCGUAGCGCCUGAAACGAGGGAUUCGAGUUUGAGGAAUGGCUGAGAAGCCGUAUCGCCAUCCAGCGGAGAUGCGUCUAACGUCUGGAAGGAACGCCCGCUGCUAUGCAACCGUGUUUGCUGACCUCCCGUACCGGUAGCAGCUACCUUCGUUAUCCGCGCAAGAGACUCGGAUGGUGCCCGACUAAAUGGAAACGGGAGUCGAUCGGAUCGUUCGCGAUUCACGAAAGGCAAGAAGUUGCUUCGCGAGCAUGAAAGUGGAGGGUGGAGUGGCGACCACGACGAUCCUCCACAAGGUCAAGGUGAAGGAAGAGGCGAAGGAAUGCUGCGGUUAUCAACGAUCGUCGUCGACGUCAACGGCAACCGCGAGCGUCGCAACCGCGAGCGCUUCGAGCACGAACGCGGCGACUACCGUGGACGACAACAACGGCAACAACACUCUGAACGGCAGCGACGACGACGCGACGGCCGCGACCACGGCUUCAUCCUCGGCCGCCGAUACCGUCAUCUGCCAUCCGGCGGCGGCCGCUGACGCCGAGCCCUUCCCCGUCGAUCUCGAUUCGAAAGCCAAGGCAAAGGCCGGCUCCCAGGGAGCGAGCAGGGAGGAGUGUUCGCGGGAAGACGGCCAGCCGGAGGUGCAUUCGCCCAGCCCCCAGCAUCAAAGGAGUUCGGCGGCGGUGGUGCCGAGCGGUCAACAAAAGCAGAGCAAUGGUCCACGGUCCGAAUACAAAGGGGCAACCGGUUGCUCGGCAUCCUCGGACAACGACAGUCCUUUAUCCUCGCUCACCCUGAAGCCCGAAUUCGAGGAUGGAAUUGGUUCUGGCAGCGGUGGCGGUAGCGGCGGCGGCGGCGGCAGUGGCGGCCCAGCUCCUGCCAACUGCAGAACGGAAGAGCAGAACGAUGUUCCCGCGCUGUCGAAUGGCACCGCCGGCACCAGAUGCAUCGCCGGUGUUUUCGCCGGUCACGGCAUGUUCAAGAGGCUGCUGGGCACUCUCGUCCAAUUCGCUACGGACAUCUCUCCGGAUACCGGUGACACCGUGCGAACCCUGGUGCUGGCGCUUCUGAGCGGGAGCAUGGUCGCGGAGGAGUUCCAUCAGGCGCUGCAGGAGGCCACCAACUAUCGUCUCAGAGGUUUCGUGUUACCAUACCUGAAGCACACUUUGCCUUCGUUGCAGAGGGAUCUGAGCAAUGCCGCCAGGGCGAAUAAUCAGAGUUCCGCGCAGUUCUUACGAUCGAACGAGGCGGCGGUGUUGGAGGCUGUCGGCUUGGUAUCGACAGGGGAGCCGGUCGAGAUCUUCGGAGAGCAGGCUGGUAACGGGUUGGGGAGCGGUAACGGAAACGGCGGCAAUCAGUGCUCCGCUCAUUACGGCAUGCGGUCCAAUUCUAAUCCCGGUGUCGGUGGCAUUCAGCACACGAGCAACGCCACGGGUGGUCUGCACCAUUAUUCCGGGAGCGCGCCGCACGCACCGAAACGUCGCGCAUCCGAUACUCCGUAUUACGAGAACGGCGUUCUCUUCGACGACGCGCCGGUCUACGGGAAAAGAUUGUCGAAUCCGUGGAGUCACCAUCACUCGCAGCAACACCAACAAACCUCCACCGAGGGUUCCUCCCCUUAUUGCUGGUAUCAUCCGCUUCAUUCGUCGAGCGGAUCGAUGCAAGGUCACGGACAUCGUCACGGUCACGGUCACGGUCCCAGUCCGGUGCCGCCUAGUCUCGUGCAAAUUAAUCAGAUGAACGCGUUCUCCGGAUCGCACCAUCUACCUCAACAGCCGCAACAACAGCAGCAGCAGCAGCAGCAACAGCAGCAAAACGGAAGUUUGGACGACGAAUGGAAGAACAUCCACGUAAUGUUAAACUGCAUUCUCGGAAUGGUCGAAAAGACGAAAAGAGCGUUGGCCAUUCUUCAGACGCGCGGUUGCUCGAGCCCGGCAGCGGUGCCUCCGUUGACGAGCAUGUCGGUCGGGGCGCAAAACGGUACCGGAAACAGCGCCGCUGGCAACAAUCCUUCGUCGACGAACGGUACCCAAGUCGAGUCGUCCACCGGCGAUCGCGAGGGCAGCUUGCAGCGAUUGUCCGGCGAGAUCGUUGCCCAGACCAUCAAGGCGACCGAAGACAAGGUCGCGGAGGUGAAAAGAAAGGCCGAGGAAGCCGUGCUGGAAGUGAAGAGGGCCGCGGUGGUCGAAGUCCAGCGGGCCGUGGCAGCGGCGGUGGCCGAGUCCAGGGCGAACGAACGCCUCCGGGUCCAUCGAUUGCUCGAUCUGCCGUUGUCGCAGAGGACUCACGCGACGGUUCGUCAAGGAGCGUUCCUGCGAAUUCACGGGAACCCGACCGCCGUGGACGGGAACGCGAGGGCGGUCGCGACGCCGACCGCCGCCUCGAACUCGGCGCCGUCGACCAUCGAGGACGAGAAGGACGCGCAUUUGCAGACCAUCUCGGGAUCCAGCUGUUGGAACUGCGGUAGACCCGCUUUGGAGACCUGCGGCGGCUGCGGAAUCGCUCGAUACUGCGGAUCGUUCUGUCAACACCGGGACUGGGAGGCCGGAGGGCAUCACGCGACCUGCCAUAACCCACCGCCCCGAGAGCCCAGCAGCAGCAGGUCCGCGUCCCGUAGCCCGCCCAGAACCGCGUCCGGAACGCUUCCCUCGAACGUUCACGAAACGGAUAUCGCCGCGCCGAUAACGGUCACCGCCCCGUCUAAAGGGAAGUGACGUCACCUUGUAAAAUACAACGCGACGAGACGAUUCGCCGGACCGAUCCGACACGACCCGCGCUAAUCCUCCACGGGAUCUGUAACGUUCUCGUUUCUUGAGUCAUACAUCUUCUGCGUACUUGGUUCGAGUUUAUUCCUUUCGACGACUUCCUCGACGAGAGGUUGCUUCGCGAACGACUUUAAAUCGAAUUCUCCGUAACGAAGGAAGUAGGAAAGAAAACGACAAAAGGAAACGACGGUCGAACUCGUUUGGUCCGCGCCUCUGGACGCGCGCGCGUUACGUGUGUAUAGAAAUCCACCGAAGAAAUUUCAACGACUCCGCACCAUCGUUCGUCCAAUUUUUGCCUAGUCUAGUAUACGAUGUAUAUAGAAACCACGAUGACACCCUGCUCGUCUCGGGAAUGAAAAGUAGAGAAGAAUUACUCGAUAUUUGAGUGUACGCAUUUCCACUGUUCGCAAUGUUUCUGAUUGUAGAGGAGGGCUCGAUUCAGCAAUAAUCGUUUUUCGUCCGAUAUUUCACUGACAGAAAACCGCCGACCGAGAACCACUCGAUUCGCCAAACGUAAUCGAUAUCGAUAGAAACAUUAUCCCCUCGAGACGUACAAUUAUUAUCGGUUCUAUUGCUCGUGUCGGCGGACGGUGUGGGAAAAGACGGUACGUCGAGAUUUUCCUAGUCAAUUGAUAGAUUUAACGAUUGCGACGAGUCGUGUAACGAAAGCCGCUACAACUUUUUACUUGACACGCGUCGUCGAAUAACCGAUAAUCGUCGCAUCAAUUUCAGUCUAGUCACAGUCGGAGGGUAACACGAAUUCAUCGAUCGUACGCAUUAGGGAACUUUGCUCAAAUAUAGAUUACGAAUCGUUAUAUGUUUUCCUAGCUACAUUCUGUUGCAGGGAUGUAUGAUGGAUUCUAAAAAUUGUAUUUACAG